CAACAGGUAGGCGUCCUCUAACUGCGUCUCUGCGCGCAGUCAGUCGGUGUUUUCCGGGGGAACAAGUGGUCCGAGCAGACCAUGAGCUAUUCAGAAAUGAGACCUGAGGUAAAACUUCGCCCCAUCAUAUCCUAAUUAUCCGAAACAGCAUUUUAUGUGAGUGGACGAGCUGUUUGCCUGCGACUUUUUGGUUCUUUUUGACUGCGAAACACCACAGAAAGCUGGUUUGGAAGAUUUUCUGCUUAAUUGAUUGGACAAAUCACACUUGUCGAGUGGAUAUCUCAAUGUGGGAACAACGUUGAAGCUGCCAUAUUGUCCUCAUCGUUAAACUUUGCUCCUCUGGGAUUAAAGCCAGGACACAGUGAGACACAGCUGAUCCCAGGAGGUCAGACACACUCUGACCCAGAUCGCCCUGCAGGAGGACAUGGAGGUCCUGCGGCGGUCCUCUGUGUUCGCUGCAGAGGUCCUGGAUGUGUUUGACCGCUCGUUGACGGAGAAGGAACUGGUGUCCCAGUCCAAAGCCUUGUGCAGAGACUACAUACUGUCCAGACUCAACCAGAAUGGACUUGGGUGGUCCAAAACUGAACUCAACCUCUCUCCUUCAAACGCAGCGCUCGCUGAGGUGUCUUUGGUGCUUCUCUGUCUUGGAGACGAGCUGGAGUGUAUACAGCCCAGUUUGUACAGGAACGUGGCGCGGCAGCUCAACAUCUCUGUUGCCAUGGAGAACAUGGUUUCAGAUGCCUUCAUCGGCGUGGCAACAGAGAUCUUCUCAACAGGUAUAACAUGGGGCAAGGUGGUGGCCAUGUAUGCAGUAGCCGGAGCCCUGGCAGUGGAUUGUGUCAGACAGGGUCAUCCGUCCUCCGUUCACAUCUUAGUGGACAGUCUGGGCCAGUUUGUCCGCAAGUUUCUGGUUCCCUGGCUGAAGAGACGGGGAGGAUGGGCGGAGAUCACGAAAUGUGUGGUGAAGAAGGACCUUACCCCUGAGCACCACUGGCUGUCAUCUGUCAUCGAGUCUCUGAAAUAUUUUCUCACUACAAUGUAUGUCUACAUCAUGAAGGAACCGUGAGUCAUCAGAGGCCGAGUGCACAGGAGUUGGCGUCAUCAUGGAUUGAUGUGAGAUUAAAAUCUCAGACUUAUCAAUAACGGAGUGGAGAUGGUCGCUGUGCCUGCACGCAGAUAUUUGCUGUUGCUGAAUGGCCAUCAACAAAUGUUUCAUCAGCAUUGUGUUUGUGUUUUCUCGGAUAAGCGAUUACCCUUCAUCCAAAGUGUAGUCAUGGUGAUGUUUAACAGCAUAAAUGGCAACCAAACACGUGUGUGUCACUCCACCUCUUCUGCAUACUGUCACAGUGCUUUCUCCGGUGCAGUAAACCAGGCUUCUCCAGUGAUGUAACUGUGUCGUGUGAUGGUGUUCGGGUUGAAUGUGACGUCUUUGCACUCCUGAGUUAAACUGUUUGAUGUAAUGUUUGUCUCAGAAAAUAAACCUGAAGGAGGAAAGAAAGUGAAAGCCACGCUUGUAAUGAGAGUUGAUGCUCGCUGGGCUGCGUCUUCUUGACUUUUCAGUUGGAAAACGGUUUAUGUCACAUGGUGAAGCAAAGGUGUUUCAUCUGCUUUCACUCUAAAGGUUUACACUAUUGUACUUCACCAAAGCACAAGAAGUGUCUCUUCCCAAAUAUGAUUCAAUUUUCUGCUGCAACUUCAGACCCCACCGACCAAGAAAUGUCGGGUCUCAUCUUGAGCCAAAGAACUUGAGGACAGAAGAAUGAUACGUUCAGCACCCACAUAUUUUGGUGAAGUUGAUUUCCUUUUCUUUUCUUUUAUUUUAAAUCUGUAAAUAUUGUUAUUUAUGAUUUUAUUUUUUGUAUCUUGAUGACUUUAACAUUUAAAGCCACUGCAAUGUAAAGACAACGGCUCUCCAGGAUGAUUGUGUGGUAUGCUUGAUGGUUGUCACUUUUGCAGUGUUAAUUUAUAAAUGUGUGUCUGAAUGUUUUUUUUUUAAAAAUCCAUAAUAAAAUCAUAACACAUA
Plectropomus leopardus (leopard coralgrouper) is the source of this 2023-nucleotide messenger RNA. RefSeq names its product BCL2 family apoptosis regulator BOK b (gene bokb). The record is from RefSeq and is a predicted model, not a curated record. Lineage: Eukaryota; Metazoa; Chordata; Actinopteri; Perciformes; Serranidae. Gene Ontology annotation, cellular component: mitochondrial outer membrane. Gene Ontology annotation, biological process: extrinsic apoptotic signaling pathway in absence of ligand; intrinsic apoptotic signaling pathway in response to DNA damage; regulation of apoptotic process. Gene Ontology annotation, molecular function: BH domain binding.